CUAUUCCAUUGUCACAUAAACUGAGACAGCAGAGGGUCUGAUAACACCUGGAGAGGAACAUACUGAAUAGACCACCAUGAACUACGCAAUUCUCAGGUCAACUGUACUCCUGAUCCUCUCCUCAGGUGUUUGCUAUGGAGCCGGUGUCAUCACUGUUGAUUUGCUGCGUGGAAUAACAGGGGAGAUUGUGACCUUCACUACAUCUGUGAAACCGGCAGCCGAACCCUUCAUGGCGUUGACCUGGAGCUUCAAUGGUAUCACCAACGUAAUAACAUCAACCAACGUAGAUGUGGUGGGGCAAGGUUACGAGAACAGGAUCACCCUGGAUAAAGCUACUGGAUCUCUAGUGCUGAAAAACGUGACGGAAAAAGACAUCGGAGAAUACGUACUAAUCAUCAUCCCAUUUGGAGCAGGGCAGCUGCAAGGAAAUGUGAAGCUGGAGGUGCUGACCCCCGUGUCGAAACCCUCAAUGUCCUGCCCCACACAAAACCUGAUAGAAGGUAAAACCUCUCUGAAUCUAACCUGCGACGCUCACGGCGCUGAAUCAAGAGUUUGGAUGAAGGAUGGUCAACCUCUGGUUCCUGGACCAGGAUUCAGCUUUCACAAUGACAACAGAGUGUUGUCCAUCAGCCCCGUGGACAGGAGAGACACCGGAGAGUUUCUGUGCAACGUCAGCAAUCAUUUCAGCUUCAAUACGGCCAAAUGCAAUCUUAAAGUCUACUACGGACCUGACAUGCCAGUGAUCGAUCAGAUGCCAACAGGAGCAGAGCUUGAGGAGAGCGUCUUUCUGAGCUGCUCGGCUGACUCCCUACCCAAGGCGACUUACCUCUGGAAGUUCAGGCUCACGACGAGGAAGGGGCCCACAUACUACAUCCAUGAGAUGGAGAACUGGCACACGGGGAAGUACACCUGCGUCGCCUAUAAUGCAAUCACUGGGCAGGAAGCCUCUGCUUUCCACACACUGCGUGACUCCUCUACUCCCAUCACUGGUUCAAUGUCCAUGGUGUUUUGCACUGUCCUGACUACGCUGGCACUCAGAUUGGUCUAAGACUGCCUUUUGUCUGAGGAAAUAGAUCUUAUACGUCAAGCUUUCUCCUAUUUGAUCUCCUAAUGUAUUGAUGAAGAGUAUAACUCUGUGUCUCUUUAAAACAGUAAUAAAAGAGGUCCACAUUUGUUUUUGUCCCUGAAGUAUUCUUCAAUAACAUACAUCUUUUAUAUUCAUUGUCUUGAAGGACGAGCAUCUGUCUUGGUUUUCCUUUUAAUUGUACAUUAAGACACUUGAAGUUUGGCAAAUUGCUCGAAAAAAAAGUCAAAAAGUCCGAUGUUCUCAUAGCUGCUCACCUUAAUAAAUCAAUCUCAACACUACUUGAUAUUCCAGGUGUUGCAUCACAUGUACUUUAUAUAAAUUGUUAUUUUGUCAUUCAGCCUUCAGUGUUUAAUGCUCUCUCACAGUAACUGAAGCUUGAUAACGUCUUAUCAAGCUGCCACUACAAUAACCUUUUAUUAAAAUCAG
Molecule: messenger RNA, 1513 nt
Organism: Eleginops maclovinus (Patagonian blennie)
Lineage: Eukaryota; Metazoa; Chordata; Actinopteri; Perciformes; Eleginopidae
Product: carcinoembryonic antigen-related cell adhesion molecule 1-like
Exons: 5
Coding region: 77-1048 (323 amino acids)
Source: RefSeq, a predicted model, not a curated record